UACACUUCCGGGUACUUUGCAUGAUGAUUGCUAACGGAGAUGAGACUAUAGGAACGGUUUUACUCGGUGUCUGUUAUUGUUCGUUGGCGUCUGCUCGUGUGCUGACGACGCGAAGCUUAUCGCGAGAAAAGGGAUACGAGUUCUUACCCAUGACCAUCAAUGUCCAAGCCGAGUUGCUGAAGUUGUUGGUGUGUGGAGGGUUUGCACUGCGACUCAUUGCGAAAGGGAAAGAGUCAAUGUCUGAAGUAAAAUGCAAUUUCAAUGUACGCCUACUCAAAUGGGCAGUUCCUGGUUUUCUUUACUUCUUGGACAAUUUGCUGAGCUUCUACAUUCUGGCAAGACUCUCUCCCGCGGUCGCUGUUCUGGUCGGUAACUUUGUCAUCAUUACAACAGCCAUUCUGUUUAGAUUGGUAUUAAAACAGAAGCUAACGUUAUCUCAGUGGGCAUCACUAGGCAUUCUCUUCCUUGCCAUUGUGUCGUUAUCAAACCAGUCAAAGUUGCAGACAUCGCAACACAACGGACCCCACAGCGUCAACCAUGCUGCUCAUGAGCAUAGUGUAUCUCUGGCGGUGACUAAAAAAUGCAAAGCUAAGAGUUACAACACUCUCGUUGCAGUUAACAUGAGCACCGAGGAAGAACCUGAAAGCAUCUUUACUCAGUACGAAGGCCACUUUUUUGUACUUAUCUCAUGUUGUCUUUCGGCUCUGGCAAAUAUCUAUAAUGAAAAGAUCCUAAAGGAGGACAAUGGAAUACAAGAGAGCAUCUACAUUCAGAACUCAAAACUUUAUAUUUUCGGCAUAUUUUUUAGUUCUCUCUCGUUGAUACUCUUCUAUCACCGCUUCCUCUUUGAUUGUGGAUUUUACUAUGGUUACAGUCUGCUGACUCUUCUAUUGAUCGUCAUUGGUGCAUCUUUGGGGCUUACAGUCUCAUUGAUACUGAAGUAUCGUGACAAUAUGUUUCAUAUUUUUGCCUCACAAAUGACAACUGUUAUCGUCAUAACAGUUUCGUGGCUGCUUCACGACUUCAGACCGACUGUCGACUUCUUUCUGCUUGCUCCGAUUGUUUUACUAGCAAUAUAUGUUUACAUACAGAGCAAAGAUAAAGAAAUUGUAGUUUCACAAGGGUAG
Molecule: messenger RNA, 1127 nt
Organism: Corticium candelabrum
Lineage: Eukaryota; Metazoa; Porifera; Homoscleromorpha; Homosclerophorida; Plakinidae
Product: UDP-sugar transporter protein SLC35A5-like
Exons: 5
Coding region: 21-1127 (368 amino acids)
Biological process (GO): pyrimidine nucleotide-sugar transmembrane transport
Cellular component (GO): Golgi membrane
Molecular function (GO): pyrimidine nucleotide-sugar transmembrane transporter activity
Source: RefSeq, a predicted model, not a curated record